AUGAGUCGAAGUAAAUGGUAUAUUUUGUUAACUGAAGAAAUUCUUUUGCCUAUUUGUUGCAAAUGCAACUCAAAGAUAUCACAAGAAUUAAAAGAUGAAAUUAAUCCAAUUAUUUCUCAAUUUGUUCUUGAACAUUCAUCAGAUGAAAAUCCAAUUGAAAUUGGAUUAAAUGUAAAAACAAUAUUUUCUCUAGGUACUUUAGAAAUUGAAAUAAAAGAAAAUGAUAAUAUUGAAUUACUUGAAAUGCCAAAUUUCAAAAAAACGAAUUUUUAUGUUUUUGUUAAAGUAAUUAUUAAAGAACCAAAUUCUAUUGAACAUGAACCAUUUAUCAAAUCAUUUAAUGAAUUAAUUGAUAAAAUUGAUCAGUCUCAACAAUCUAAAAGUAUUUAUUUUAAUUAA
Messenger RNA from Entamoeba histolytica HM-1:IMSS, 399 nucleotides. RefSeq lists its product as uncharacterized. The record is from RefSeq and is a predicted model, not a curated record. Lineage: Eukaryota; Evosea; Mastigamoebida; Endamoebidae. The transcript has a single exon. The coding region runs from base 1 to 399 and encodes 132 amino acids.